GAUUAGAGAUGUUGAACUAAGAACAAAUUCUGAGUAAUCUAUUAUAGCAACGGCAAGAUAAAAGAGAGAUUACUGGAUUUAACGCAGUUAUUCUUUUUAAGUUCUAGUUAAAAUUAUAUACAAUUUAAAAUCAUUCGAGAGUUUCAAACCAACAGUCGAGACAUGAAAGGUGGAGAAAUACUCAUAAUAGGACUGAUAUAUGUAGCUGUAGUAUCAGCUCAUCAUCCUUUGUCCCAAGAUUUUAUAGAUAUUGUUAAUGAAAAGGCAACAACAUGGCAGGCGGGUCAAAAUUUUCAUCCCAAUACAUCAGUUGAAUUCCUCAGAGGUUUAAUGGGAGUACAUCCAGACUCAGAUAAAUUUCUACUUCCAGUUGAUAAUACUAUUAUGCUUAGAGAUGGAGAAAUUCCGGAAGAUUUUGAUGCAAGAAAAGCUUGGCCUGAUUGUCCCACAAUAAAAGAAAUAAGGGAUCAAGGCUCUUGCGGAUCAUGCUGGGCAUUUGGAGCGGUUGAAGCUAUGUCUGAUCGGGUCUGCAUUCACUCAAAUGCGUCUGUUCAUUUCCGCUUUUCAGCAGAUGAUUUAGUUUCCUGUUGUCAUCUUUGUGGUUUCGGUUGUAAUGGCGGUUUUCCAGGAUCUGCUUGGUCUUAUUGGGUUAGGAAAGGUAUAGUUUCUGGAGGAACUUAUGGAUCAAAUCAAGGUUGUAGACCUUAUGAAAUUCCACCAUGCGAACAUCAUAGCACCGGAAAUCGUCCAUCGUGUGACGGGGAACAUGGAUCUACUCCAAAAUGUGUACAUCAAUGUCAGCCGUCUUAUAAAACUGAAUACAGUGCUGACAAACGUUUCGGUAAGAAAUCAUAUUCUGUUGAAAGGAACGCCGCAUCUAUACAAAGAGAAAUCAUGACCAAUGGUCCAGUUGAAGGCGCUUUUACAGUCUUUGAAGAUCUUCUCAGCUACAAAAGCGGUGUAUAUCAACAUGUUUAUGGAAAAGCUCUUGGAGGACAUGCAAUUCGAAUUUUAGGUUGGGGUGUUGAAAAGGAUGUACCAUAUUGGUUAAUUGCAAACUCUUGGAAUAAUGAUUGGGGUGAUAAUGGUUACUUCAAAAUUUUACGUGGCAAAGAUCAUUGUGGCAUUGAAAGUCAAAUAUCAGCCGGCUUACCAAAACUAUCUUAAAAAAAUGGUCAUAUGCAUUCCAGCUUAUUUUAAAUACAUAAUAUAAAACCUUCCGUUUCUUUUUUUUCAUCACAUUUUUUUGUGGUAAAUAGUUUAGAGAAGAAUGAAAUUAUAUGUUAUAAGAUCGAUAAUGAAUAAAAAUUUUAAUAUACCUUCAAAUAA
Messenger RNA from Condylostylus longicornis, 1329 nucleotides. RefSeq names its product cathepsin B (gene CtsB). Gene Ontology annotation, biological process: regulation of catalytic activity. Gene Ontology annotation, cellular component: lysosome. Gene Ontology annotation, molecular function: cysteine-type endopeptidase activity. The transcript is spliced from 4 exons. Lineage: Eukaryota; Metazoa; Arthropoda; Insecta; Diptera; Dolichopodidae. The record is from RefSeq and is a predicted model, not a curated record. Bases 163 to 1167 code for a protein of 334 amino acids.